UCUCUAAAAGUUGUUGAUUUAGCAGAGCAGGUAUUUGGUGCAAACCAUGCUGGAAGCCGACUCGCUAAUGAAAUCAAUGAAUGGCAUCCAAUAUCUGGAAAAGUAAAUGAAAAUAUAAGGCAAGCCUGUGUUGAGCAUGGGCAUGGUGGACGCUGGAAUGCACCCAAUUAUCACGUCAAUGAUGUCGUAUGUAUCGAUAUGAAAGAAUGUUAUCCAGCAAGUAUGCGAGGUCAAGGAGAAUGUACACCAUGGUUCAAUAGGUUCGGACAUCCAACACACCACCUUGUUCGAGUUGCAGUAAAUGGAGAAUUGCCGGAGGAUGAUAUCACUGGAUUUGCGCAGGUAAGAUCUUUUAAAUUUGCAUCAAAUAUACAUUCAGCGAUUCCCGUCUGGUAUGGAAAACAUUUUGCGUGUCGAAAUGGAGAAGGAUGUGGGAAAGAAAAAGGAUGGGCACCUAUUGUACUUCUACGAUAUCUUCUUGAGGUUGGUAUUCUAGAAAGUGUAACUAUUGGAGAGGCAAUAAUUUCUCUUACUAAACAGACCAAAGUAUGGCUACCUAGAAAUCGAGAUAUUAGUUGUGCAAUUAUAGGAAAGUUCACGCAAGGUGGUAAGAUUGAUGAGAAACGUCUCACACAUAGACUUGUAAUAGAUGAAGGUGAACUCGAUUUCUUGAUCAAAGAUUGUACUGAUGCCGGAACUUUUGCCGGAAGAGAAAAAUGUCCACUUGGAUUCAUACUUACAUAUUAUGAGGGACAUCAACCUCAAUAUACACACUUGCGGGCCUCAAUGUUGGCAUAUGCACAUAUUAAUUUAUUAGAAAUGCUUCGGAGAUUCGAUCCUAAUGAAGUA
Ambispora leptoticha is the source of this 849-nucleotide messenger RNA. NCBI's taxonomy places the organism in Eukaryota, Fungi, Glomeromycota, Glomeromycetes, Archaeosporales, Ambisporaceae. The record is from the annotation of a GenBank genome assembly.